AUGCCACAAUUAAACCCCGGCCCUUGAUUCAAAAUUUUAGUGUACGCCUGAGAACUUUUUUUAACCAUUAUCCCAACUAAAAUCUUAAAUUAUACUUCACCAAAUAAACCAACUCCAGUAAGUGCUAAAAAACACAAAACUGGAGCCUGAUACUGACCAUGAUCGUAA
Sinocyclocheilus grahami is the source of this 168-nucleotide messenger RNA. The record is from the annotation of a RefSeq genome assembly. Lineage: Eukaryota; Metazoa; Chordata; Actinopteri; Cypriniformes; Cyprinidae.